ACUAUCACCAGUGUUCGGCUACAUUCCGCUCAGGAAGGACGUCCAAAUUUGGUGAUUAAAUCAUCACUGAAAUUGGCGAUAUUUUACCUUCCCAGGAGACAUGGCAGGGGAGACCAGCCGAGGGUUGAGGGUGUGUCUGCGUCACAUGGCUCUGCUCCGAAGAUCUCCUCCUCUCAUCUCCUCGCUCCAAAACACCAGAUCCUUCAGUUCAAUCAGGGAAGUGAAGCGCAGAGGUCUGGUCUGGAAGACUCUGCUGGGUUUCUCUGUGGGCGUCCCUGUGGCGGCGGGCGUUCACUACGCUGCGUCGGAGCCUCGAGACAGGAGGAGGACGAAGAUCCUGAUCCAAGGAAUCACUCGCUUCUGCAGAUCUCUGUCUGUGGGACUCUCUAUCUCCGGGGACUACUGGUGGACGACCAACGUGUCUCUGAGGGGACAAGAUGAGAGCAGCACAUCGUAUGUCUCUGAGAUGUCGGCCUGCCACCAGAGGGCAGCAGAGUGCAUGGUGAGAGGAGCCAUCAGAAACGGGGGGAUUUACAUCAAACUGGGCCAGGGUCUUUGUUCCUUCAACCACCUUCUGCCGCCCGAAUACAUCCGGACCCUGCAGGUCCUCGAGGAUAAGGCUCUGAGCCGGAGGUCCAGAGAGGUGGACGCUCUCUUUCAAGAAGACUUCAGUAAAACCCCGCAGCAGAUUUUCAAAUCUUUUGACCCUGAACCCAUCGCGGCUGCCAGCCUGGCGCAGGUCCACAGAGCGGAGCUGUUCGACGGGACUCCUGUCGCUGUGAAGGUGCAGUACAUCGACCUCAGGGAUCGCUUCGAUGGUGAUAUCCGGACUUUGGAGGUCCUGAUGGAUAUUAUUAAAUUCAUGCACCCCAGCUUUGGAUUCAGAUGGGUUCUAAAGGACUUGAAGGGCACGUUGGCUCAGGAGCUGGACUUUGAGAACGAGGCCAGGAAUUCAGAGCGGUGUGCAGAGGAGCUCAAACACUUCAGCUUCGUCGUCAUACCCAAAGUGUUCUGGGAGCACACGACUAAGAGAGUUCUGACGGCAGAGUUCUGCGACGGAUGCAAAAUCAACGACGUGGAGGAAAUAAAAAGACAAGGACUGAGUCUGAAGGAUACGGCAGAUAAACUGAUCCAAACGUUCGCUGAGCAGAUCUUCUACACCGGCUUCAUCCACGCUGACCCUCACCCCGGAAACGUGCUGGUGAGACGGGGUCGUGACAACAAGGCAGAGUUGGUGCUUCUGGACCACGGCCUGUACGAAUACCUCAGUCCACACGACAGAGCGGCUCUCUGUAAACUGUGGAGGUCAAUAGUCCUGCGGGAUGAAGCCGCCAUGGAGAGGCACUCCAGAGCCCUGGGGGUCAAAGAGUACCUGCUGUUCAGCGAGAUGCUUCUUCAGCGGCCGAUCAACAUGCAGGAGUUCGGCCUGUCGAACAUCCUGAGUGGGGAGGAGACGGCCUACAUGCGUCAGAUGGCCCUGCAGCGCUUCGACAGCAUCAUGGCCGUCCUGAAGGCCAUGCCUCGACCCAUGCUGCUCGUCUUCAGAAACAUCAACACGGUGCGGAGCAUCAACAUCAGCCUGGGGGCGCCGGUGGACCGCUACUGCGUCAUGGCCAAGACUGCUGUUCGGGGCUGGGGGCGGCUGCAGGCUGACACCACGGGGGGGCUGUCGAGGAUCAGGGUCUUCCGCUGGGUGAGGACGUCGUGGGAGGGCCUCAAGUUUGAAAUGGCUUUAAGGUGGGAGAUGGCCUCGAUGAGUCUGACGCGCUCCUUCCUCAGUUUGCUGUCGUACUGUGGUCUGAUUUCUCUCGACGCAGAGAUGUACGAGUACCUGAGGUAGUACAUGUGAAGCAAGAGAGGAUCAAGACGGACAUAUUCCAAAUACAAGAAGCCUUUACCUGGAAAAGCUGCUGGUGACGGUGCUCCUGGACUUUUUUUUAAAAAUACGGGUGAUUCAAAUUGCAGGACUGAAGUACCGAACUCACUCCAGAGCAGAAAACAGCCUUAGUUUUUAAUCAAUUUUCUUUCAAUCCAUUUUAUUAUAAUCUUUAGCACAGCAAAUUAUUUUAUCUUACAUUUUAGUAAAUAUUGGUGAUAUUUAUUCUGUCAGAUUCUAUAUUUUGAGGCGACAUCCUGGCUAAGCAAUGCUUUCAGUGAAGGUAAUGUACUGUAGGUUUAAUAACUAUAAUUUAGUUGCAAUAACAAGCUACACGACGACAAAUGGCGCCUUCACUGUUUCUCAUGGAUUGUCCUGAAAUAUUUCAAUAUGAGACGUGACUGCAGCUUUAAUGACAGAAAUACACAUUAUAAAUUGUUAUUAUUGAUCAAGCUGUGGUACAAUAACACAUAUAUCUUUCUGAUGCUGCUGAAAAGUCCAGUGCCGUUUGAAGAAAUGUUUCUAACAAUUUUAAUUAAAAUGUUCUACCUCUUUAAGGCAUCACUGUGAUUAUCACUCAGACGUUAUCUGUAACUCUUGUGAAUUAAAUUGCCUAAAAAAAA
Messenger RNA from Trematomus bernacchii (emerald rockcod), 2499 nucleotides. RefSeq names its product aarF domain containing kinase 5 (gene adck5). The record is from RefSeq and is a predicted model, not a curated record. Bases 101 to 1840 code for a protein of 579 amino acids. NCBI's taxonomy places the organism in Eukaryota, Metazoa, Chordata, Actinopteri, Perciformes, Nototheniidae. The transcript has 15 exons.